Colletotrichum lupini is the source of this 366-nucleotide messenger RNA. RefSeq lists its product as uncharacterized. Lineage: Eukaryota; Fungi; Ascomycota; Sordariomycetes; Glomerellales; Glomerellaceae. The transcript has a single exon. Bases 1 to 366 code for a protein of 121 amino acids. The record is from RefSeq and is a predicted model, not a curated record.
AUGUCUAAGUCUAAAUCCGCAGUCAAGUCCGGAAACACGCCGUAUCCCGGAGCCUUCUUGAACAGUGCCGGGCUAUUGAAUGUCUGGAAAACGAUUCCUGGCUCUGCGGAAGAUUACACAGUUGAGAUCAAGUUCCGCGAGUCAGACCAUAGGCCAAUCAUUGUCGAGCGGAUCAAGAUUGUCGCAACUGGCCACUAUGUCGAGACCAGAAUGGCCUGGCUCGAGCCGUUGCAUAGCACGGUUCCGAAGACUGGAAAUGGCGAUACUGGUAUACCAAACCACUGUUACUCUCGAAGCGCUUGGUACGAUGCGAAAACUCAAGACGGACCGUAUGACCCGGAAAAGGCGCGUCCCGAAGGCGGCUAG